Cricetulus griseus (Chinese hamster) is the source of this 5108-nucleotide messenger RNA. NCBI's taxonomy places the organism in Eukaryota, Metazoa, Chordata, Mammalia, Rodentia, Cricetidae. The record is from RefSeq and is a predicted model, not a curated record.
AUCUCCAAGGUGAAAUUGAAGCUCACACGGACAUCUAUCACAAUCUUGAUGAAAAUGGCCAAAAAAUCUUGAGGUCCCUGGAAAGUUCAGAUGAAGCAGCCCUGUUACAACGACGUUUGGAUAACAUGAAUUUCAAGUGGAGUGAGCUUCGGAAAAAGUCUCUCAACAUCAGGUCUCAUUUGGAAGCAAGUUCUGACCAGUGGAAGCGUCUGCAUCUUUCUCUUCAGGAACUUCUUGUGUGGCUACAGCUGAAAGAUGAUGAAUUGAACCGCCAGGCACCUAUUGGUGGUGAUGUCCCUGCAGUUCAGAAACAGAAUGAUGUACACAGGGCCUUCAAGAGGGAAUUGAAAACUAAAGAACCUGUAAUCAUGAGUACUCUGGAGACUGUGAGAGUAUUUCUGACAGAGCAGCCUUUGGAAGGACUGGAGAAGCUCUACCAGGAGCCCAGAGAGCUGCCUCCUGAAGAAAGAGCCCAGAAUGUCACUCGGCUCCUACGGAAACAGGCUGAGGAGGUCAACACUGAAUGGGACAAGUUGAACCUGCACUCAGCUGAUUGGCAGAGAAAACUAGAUGAGGCUCUUGAAAGACUACAGAAACUUCAGGAAGCUGCAGAUGAACUGGACCUCAAACUUCGCCAAGCUGAGGUGAUCAAGGGAUCCUGGCAACCAGUGGGGGAUCUCCUCAUUGACUCUCUCCAAGAUCACCUUGAAAAAGUCAAGGUACUUCGGGGAGAAACUGCCCCUCUUAAAGAGAAUGUCAAUCAAGUCAAUGACCUUGCUCGCCAGCUUACCACAUUGGGCAUUCAGCUCUCACCUUAUACCCUCAGCACUCUGGAAGAUCUGAAUACCAGAUGGAAGCUUCUGCAGGUGGCUGUGGAGGAUCGUGUCAGACAACUGCAUGAAGCCCACAGGGACUUUGGCCCAGCAUCCCAGCACUUCCUUUCCACUUCAGUCCAGGGUCCCUGGGAGAGAGCCAUCUCACCAAACAAAGUGCCCUACUAUAUCAACCACGAGACUCAAACAACUUGUUGGGACCAUCCCAAAAUGACAGAGCUCUACCAGUCUUUGGCUGACCUGAAUAAUGUCAGGUUCUCUGCUUAUAGAACUGCCAUGAAGCUCCGAAGAUUGCAGAAGGCCCUUUGCUUGGAUCUCUUGAGCCUGUCAGCUGCAUGUGAUGCCUUGGACCAGCACAACCUCAAGCAAAAUGACCAGCCCAUGGAUAUCCUUCAGAUCAUUAACUGUUUGACUACUAUUUAUGAUCGUCUGGAGCAAGAGCACAACAACUUGGUCAACGUCCCUCUCUGUGUGGACAUGUGUCUCAACUGGCUUCUCAAUGUUUAUGAUACGGGACGAACAGGGAGGAUCCGUGUCCUGUCUUUUAAAACUGGCAUCAUUUCUCUGUGUAAAGCACACUUGGAAGACAAGUACAGAUACCUUUUCAAGCAAGUUGCAAGUUCAACUGGCUUUUGUGACCAGCGUAGGCUGGGUCUUCUUCUGCACGACUCUAUUCAAAUCCCAAGACAGUUGGGUGAAGUUGCUUCCUUUGGGGGCAGUAACAUAGAGCCAAGCGUCAGGAGCUGCUUCCAAUUUGCCAAUAAUAAACCUGAGAUCGAAGCAGCCCUCUUCCUUGACUGGAUGCGCCUGGAACCCCAGUCUAUGGUGUGGCUGCCUGUUUUGCACAGAGUGGCUGCUGCAGAAACUGCCAAGCAUCAGGCUAAGUGUAACAUCUGCAAGGAGUGUCCAAUCAUUGGAUUCAGGUACAGAAGUCUAAAGCACUUUAAUUAUGACAUCUGCCAAAGCUGCUUUUUUUCUGGUCGAGUUGCAAAGGGCCAUAAAAUGCACUACCCCAUGGUAGAAUAUUGUACUCCGACUACAUCUGGAGAAGAUGUCCGUGACUUCGCCAAGGUACUAAAAAACAAAUUUCGAACCAAAAGGUAUUUUGCGAAGCAUCCCCGAAUGGGCUACCUGCCAGUGCAGACUGUGUUAGAGGGGGACAACAUGGAAACGCCUGCCUCGUCCCCCCAGCUUUCACACGAUGAUACUCAUUCACGCAUUGAACAUUAUGCUAGCAGGCUAGCAGAAAUGGAAAACAGCAAUGGAUCUUAUCUAAAUGAUAGCAUCUCUCCUAAUGAGAGCAUAGAUGAUGAACAUUUGUUAAUCCAGCAUUACUGCCAAAGUUUGAACCAGGACUCCCCCCUGAGCCAGCCUCGUAGUCCUGCCCAGAUCUUGAUUUCCUUAGAGAGUGAGGAAAGAGGGGAGCUAGAGAGAAUCCUAGCAGAUCUUGAGGAAGAAAACAGGAAUCUGCAAGCAGAAUAUGAUCGUCUGAAGCAGCAGCAUGAGCAUAAAGGCCUGUCCCCACUGCCGUCUCCUCCUGAGAUGAUGCCCACCUCUCCCCAGAGUCCCAGGGAUGCUGAGCUUAUUGCUGAGGCCAAGCUACUGCGUCAACACAAAGGACGCCUGGAAGCCAGGAUGCAAAUCCUGGAGGACCACAACAAGCAGCUUGAGUCUCAGUUACAUAGACUGAGGCAGCUCCUGGAGCAACCCCAGGCUGAGGCCAAGGUGAAUGGCACCACAGUGUCCUCUCCUUCUACCUCUCUCCAGAGGUCAGAUAGUAGUCAGCCUAUGUUGCUCCGAGUGGUUGGCAGUCAAACUUCAGAAUCUAUGGGCGAGGAAGAUCUUCUGAGUCCUCCCCAGGAUACAAGCACAGGAUUAGAAGAAGUGAUGGAGCAACUCAACAACUCCUUCCCUAGUUCAAGAGGACACAAUGUAGGAAGCCUUUUCCACAUGGCAGAUGAUUUGGGCAGAGCGAUGGAGUCCUUAGUUUCAGUCAUGACAGAUGAAGAAGGAGCAGAAUAAAUGUUUUACAACUCCUGAUUCCCGCAUGGUUUUUAUAAUAUUCGUACAACAAAGAGGAUUAGACAGUAAGAGUUUACAAGAAAUAAAAUCUAUAUUUUUGUGAAGGGUAGUGGUACUAUACUGUAGAUUUCAGUAGUUUCUAAGUCUGUUAUUGUUUUGUUAACAAUGGCAGGUUUUACACGUCUAUGCAAUUGUACAAAAAAGUUAAAAGAAAACUACAUGUAAAAUCUUGAUAGCUACAUAACUUGCCAUUUCUUUAUAUGGAACGCAUUUUGGGUUGUUUAAAAAUUUAUAACAGUUAUAAAGAAAGAUUGUAAACUAAAGUGUGCUUUAUAAAAAAAGUUGUUUAUAAACCCCUAUACACACACACACACACACACACACACACACACACACACACACACACACUGAGGCAGCACAUUGUUUUGCAUUAUUUUAGCGUGGUAUUCAUAUGGAAUUCAUGACUUCUUUUCUUUUCUUGCAUAUUAAAGAUAGGACUUCCUCUAACAGCACCAAAUGACUGCUUCACAUUGCUCUUUUGAGAAUUGUUGACUGAGUGGGGCUGGCUAUGGGCUUUCAUUUUAUACAUCUAUAUGUCUACAAGUAUAUAAGUACUAUAGGUGUAUAGAUAAAUAGAUAUGAAAUUUCUUCUUCAAAUGUUCUUGCCACUUCCUAAUGGAAAUAAAUUGCUUCUAGUUGUCCAGGCUUAUCUGCUUGGGCAAGAGUGAAUUCUCCCUGGAGCCUGAAGUCAGGAGACUACUAUCAUGCUAAAAUAUUGUCUAGGGCUCCAGAUGUUUCUAGUUUUAAUCUUUCCACUGACAACUAGAGCUUUGAAUUUUUUUAAGGAACAUGUGAAUGAAUACACAGGACUUACUAUAUCAGAGUAAUCUGUUGGUUGAUAUAUUCAGCUUCCUGCUGCUGGCUAUGCCAUGAUUUAGAUUCAAUGAUGUUUCUGCAAAAGAGCAUCAGAAGGCAUUCUUCACUCCUGGACAAUAGGAGGAAGAUGGUGGAGGCUGAGGAUUGUGACUCCCCAGUCAAUCUCUGUGAGGGGAGCAGCUACUCUGUAAAAGAGUGGAUGAAUAUUCACAACUAUACAUACAAACAUCUCUGUUCUCUAUAAUCACAACUGAAUUGUUCUGCCCACUUCUUACACUCAAACUGAAGUGGGUAGUUUUGUUGUUGUUGUUGUUGUUGUUGCUGUUGUUGUUGUUGAUGAUGAUGAUGAUGAUUUUUAGAUUUUAGAUUUUGUUUUUCCAUUGUGAUGAGUUUUUUUUAAUGCUGCAAGACUUAAGAUUAUUGGUAAGAAAGUAACCCAAUCACAUUGUGACCCUGGUGAAUAUCAAUCCAGAGACCCAUGAACUGCAUUUGUUUCCUUUGCAUUGGUUUCCCUGCAAGUAAUUCCAUACAGAAUUGUGAGUUCAGGAAGGUACAAUUUGAAAGUUUCAAGAGCAAAAGCCUCUCCAAACCGUCUGGUAAAUUUGACAGGCUAAAUCAUAAACAAAUGCAGGUCAUUGAAAAAGAGGAGAAAAGGUGAAGAUGAAAGCUAAGGACUGGUAGGAAAAGCUUUACUUACUCUUUCAUGUCAUUGUAUUAUGAUAUCAUUUAAAAAUCAUUCUUUCAAUAGAAAUCACUGUCCCAUUAUUUUGCAAAUUUGUUACCUCUAACAUCCAGUGUAAUUAACUUUUAGAGAGUUUUUUUGUCCAUUAUUAAUUGUAAUUAACAUCAAACACAGCUUCUCAUGCUAUUUCUACCUCACUUUGGUUUUGGGGUGUUCCUGGUAAUUGUGCACACCUAAUUUCACAGCUUCAACACUUAUCUGUUGUGUGGACACCAUUAUCCUUUUUUCUUUUUCAUUUCCAAAAGAAAACCCAAAGCUCUAAGGUAACACAUUGAGAUUUGGUCUUGCAUUAUUUUUCUCUUUUAUGUGACGCUGGACAUUUUCUUUACCCAAGGGUUUGUUUUAACCAAGAUUUAAAGCAAGGGGUUACUUUACAUCCUACUAAGAAGUUUUAAGUUUCAUUCUAAAAUCAGAGGUAGAUAGAGUGCAUAAUUUUGUUUUAAUCUUUUUAUUCUAUCUUUUAGAUAUUAGUUCUGGAGUGAAUCUGUCAAAAUAUUUGAAUAAAAGCUGAGAGCUUUAUUGCAGAGUUUAAGCAUAAUUUGGACAUCAUUUCGUGUUCUUUAUAACCACCAAGUAUUAAACUGUAAAAUCAUAAUCAAUGUAACUGAAGCAUAAACAUCACAUGGCAUGUAUCA